This is a messenger RNA of Vicia villosa (hairy vetch), 1134 nucleotides long. RefSeq names its product thylakoid lumenal 19 kDa protein, chloroplastic-like. The coding region runs from base 79 to 819 and encodes 246 amino acids. Lineage: Eukaryota; Viridiplantae; Streptophyta; Magnoliopsida; Fabales; Fabaceae. The transcript has a single exon. The record is from RefSeq and is a predicted model, not a curated record.
AAAAUCCACACAUUAUUUUUUUCAUCUUUCAAUGGACACCAAAACAUAACAACAAACAUAUCCAAAAAAAAAAAAACAAUGGCCACCAUUUUCUCAUCUCCACCACCCAUUUUCCCCUCCUCCACCACCACAACCACCACCGCCACGACCACCACCACAACCACCACCAUCUCAAAACCACUCAUCUCCUUCAAACACCAACACCCACUACUAACCACCACCUUAACAGCAACAGCCACAGCAGCAGCCAUAGCCACCAUUCUCACAACCUCACCCCCCUCCAUAGCAGCAGAAUCAUCACCCCCCUACAAUCUCUACUACGGAACCGCCGCCAGCGCCGCAAACUACGGCGGCUACGGCGGCAACUCCAACAAAAAAGACUCAGCCGAAUACAUCUACGACGUUCCAGAAGGCUGGAAAGAGCGUUUAAUCUCAAAGGUCGAGAAGGGUACAAAUGGAACAGACAGUGAGUUCUAUAACCCAAAGAAGAGAACAGAGAAAGAGUAUCUGACUUACCUUUCUGGGUUUCGCCAGUUAGCUCCAAAAGAUGCUGUUUUGAACAACUUGGCUCUCUCUGAUGUGAAUUUGCAGGAUAUUAUUGGUAGUGCUGAUAAUGUGAGUUCUGAAGAAGUGAAGGAUGAUAAGGGUCAGGUUUAUUAUGUUUAUGAGAUUGAUGGGGUUGGUUUUCAUAGCUUGAUUUCUGUUACUUGUGCUAAUAAUAAGCUUUAUGCUCAUUUUGUUAAUGCUCCUGCUCCUGAGUGGAAUAGAGAUAAGGAUGUUCUUACUCAUGUUCAUAAGUCUUUUAAGACUCUUGGGUAAUUGUUGUGUUUUUAAUGUAUAGAUAAUAUGGUUGGACAAUAAUGGAUAUUCUGUGAUGAUGAGAAUGGUGUUUUAUGGUUAAUUUGAUAUGAUUCUGUUGGUGGUGACUUCAGGGUUUCAUUUUCAGGCUCUUCUUUAGGUCAUUAAUUAUGUUUAUAGCCGAAUUAGAUCUCAACGUAAUGAUGACAUUCCUUUUGGUCACUUUUUUUCUACAAUUUUUCCUCUUCUUAAGUGAUAGGGCUAAGCGUUGUGAUCUUCUCCAUUUUCUAAAGAGAAAGUUCCAUUACUAAUAUUUAUAAUGACAAAUUCCAAAAA